Stereum hirsutum FP-91666 SS1 is the source of this 1046-nucleotide messenger RNA. RefSeq lists its product as uncharacterized. Gene Ontology annotation, molecular function: superoxide dismutase activity; copper ion binding. Bases 32 to 634 code for a protein of 200 amino acids. The record is from RefSeq and is a predicted model, not a curated record. Gene Ontology annotation, biological process: removal of superoxide radicals. NCBI's taxonomy places the organism in Eukaryota, Fungi, Basidiomycota, Agaricomycetes, Russulales, Stereaceae. The transcript has 7 exons.
GACACGACACCACCUGCUACCACAACUCACUAUGGAACCAUAUCGCUCUUCGUCUCCUAGCAAAAGCAACAGGCCCAUUAUCUACGCUGGUAUAGGCGCUGUCGCGCUACUGUUCGUCAUUUACACAUUGUUUGGCGGACCUUCCUCGGUAGACGGACCAACAAUCCACAAGGCUGUAGUUGUCCUUGCAGGUGACUCGAAAGUGUCCGGCACAGUUACCUUCGAGCAGGCUAGCAAGACCGGACCAGUCACCGUCACAGGAGACCUCAAAGGCUUGGAUGCCACGGCCCAGCGUGGAUUCCACAUCCAUCAACUGGGUGAUGUGACAAACGGUUGUGCAUCUGCUGGGCCACAUUUCAAUCCGUUUGGCAAGAGUCAUGGUUCACCGAGCGACACGGAAAGACACAUUGGGGACUUGGGAAAUAUCGAGUCCGAUAGGUCAGGAAACGCCGAAUUUACCUUUGACGAUAGCGUGAUCACUUUAAACGGGCCCUUGAGUAUCGUGGGUCGUGCGGUGGUGGUGCAUGCGGGCACCGAUGAUCUUGGUCGAGGUGAUAACGACGAAUCUUUGAAAACGGGUAACGCGGGUGCACGGUCAGCGUGCGGUGUGAUCGGGGUUGUUGAAUUUGCAUGAGGGGGAGAUUGGUAUUCUCGUGAUAUGAUGUUUCGACUGACUUCAUACGGUGGCUUGUAUGAUUAUCGACAGGCCGCAGCUGGCCUUCUCAGUUAUUUCUCGUACUAGCCGUCUGAUGACGCUGGAGUCAAGGCGGAAAACGAAGUACUGGCGACCACAGGCUAAUACUGCGUAGCGGCAUGAAGCACUUCAAAGAGCGUACCUCAAGGUCUUCGGAUAACGAGUGAUUCCAUGGAGCAAGCGCCACUUCAUCGCGUCGCUGCCAACUACCUGCAGGUCUUGCAUGCAAAGGGGGACGUCAAAUUACUCAUGCAGCAUCUUCGGCGAAUGAGAGCUCUCAAAUCUGCGUCAGAAGCCUACCUUUCCGUUGUGUCGGUCUCCAGACGCGGGCAGCCUUAUGUCGUUCGUCGCC